GGAUUGGCUUUACAUUGUGCACAGAAACUCAAGUCAAAAUCAAAGUCCAAAAGAAAACAAAACGACAGAACCCUCCUCCUAUCUUCUCUCUCUCGAUCUACACAAUGGACUCUCUCGUUGCUCAGCUACAGAUGCAAUACCGUAACUAUGUCCUUUCUCUCUACCAACAGGGCUUUCUGGAUGAUCAGUUUACUGAGUUAAAAAGUCUACAAGAUGAUGGAAGUCCUGAUUUUGUGUCUGAGGUUCUCUCUCUCUUCUUUGACGAUUGUGUCAAGCUUGUCGGUAACAUGGCUAGAGCUUUGGACCAGACAGGAACUGUAGAUUUUAGUCAGGUUGGUGCUAGUGUGCAUCAGUUGAAGGGUAGUAGCUCAAGUGUUGGUGCCAAGAGGGUUAAAGGCUUGUGUAUUAACUUCAAGGAACUUUGUGAGGCUAAGAACUACGAAGGGUGUGUGAGAUGUCUGCAGCAAGUGGAUAUCGAGUAUAAGACGUUAAAGGCAAAGCUUCAAGAUAUGUUCAAUCUUGAGAAACAAAUCGUUCAAGCUGGUGGUAUCGUUCCUCAAGUGGAUAUAAAAUAAAAGACUUGUUCCUCGCUUGCAAUGCUCUGGUGGAUGAAGAGAAGAACAAGAUGAUGAUGGUUGCAUUCUUCAGUUUUUUUUUUUUUAAAUUUGUUUAUUUAGAAGAAACUCAAAAAGAAUGUUUGGGAGGAAAAGAGAGAAGUGAUGAUUCUUGUUGAUAAAGCUACUUUUCAUUUUGUCAGUCAAAAGAUCUUUUAAUAAGUUUAGAUAA
Molecule: messenger RNA, 786 nt
Organism: Raphanus sativus (radish)
Lineage: Eukaryota; Viridiplantae; Streptophyta; Magnoliopsida; Brassicales; Brassicaceae
Product: histidine-containing phosphotransfer protein 2
Exons: 6
Coding region: 105-575 (156 amino acids)
Biological process (GO): phosphorelay signal transduction system; phosphorylation; cytokinin-activated signaling pathway
Cellular component (GO): nucleus; cytoplasm
Molecular function (GO): histidine phosphotransfer kinase activity; protein histidine kinase binding
Source: RefSeq, a predicted model, not a curated record